ACAUAUUUCUUAACACAAUUUAACAACUUUAUCUAAGCAUGUUUUAGCUUAACCUUUUUUAAAUCAAUUUGAACAUCUUAAUCUGUGUAAACUGCCAGUUUACACAGAUUCAUUCAGGGUCCCCGACUCUGAAUUUUCAGAGUCGAAUCAGAUCUGCCUUUUCAUUCCAGAGAUUCGACUAUUCGGCGGGGUUUGUUUACCGGCGUUGCUAUGGUGACCUCAAUUAUUAUAAGCAACUGAAAACGAUGCCGGUUUGAAACUAAAACUGUGAUUCUGAAAAAAAUAUAAAUGCUAUAAAAAUUCCGUUCAGAUAGUAUUGAAGAUACAAGUGUGUAGAUUUGUUUAAUGGUUUGAACGAUGGUAAACGGCUGAAAAAUGAAUAAGUUAUUACGAUGUCUAGAAGUAGGUGUAUCAGAAUGGGCUGACGUCUUCAAUGAAAACAGCUGAAAACGAAGCGGUAUGAAACUAAAACUGUGAUUCUGAAGAAAUUUUAAAUGAUAUCGAAAUUCUGCUUAAAUAUUAUUGAAGAUACAAGUGUGUAGAUUUGUUAAAUGGUUUGCACGAAGAUAAACGGUUGAAAAUUGAUUUAGUUAUGUUACUUCUACAGUUGAAGUACGACUGAUGAUUUGAAUCAUCGACUUUCAGGUAUUCUUUCGGGUUUAUUUUUUUCUCACGUCGCGCCCCCCCUGAAGAACUCUGGCGCCCCCCAGGGGGGGCGCGCCCCACAGUUUGAAAGCCACUGCUAUAGAUAAUUGGCCAGACAUUCAGUCAGUGACAGACAGCUAGGGUACAAGAUAACAGCUUGCUAGCUAUGUUUACAACAUUGCUAAAAUUAGCUUAACUAACAAAGUGAUUUCCUUACUUUCAGAAUGAAUGAUUUAGAAGAGAAAGAUGCGUUGGUAGUCAAGCAGGUGGAUGCAGGCAUAAAGUGCAUUUGGAACUGGUCAUGGCUAAAAUCAGAGGCAAAAAUUGAGGUCAAGGGAGCAGAGCACACAUUCCCUUUAGUGGAUGUCUUCAAAAAAAUUAAUAAAAAAGGUUUGGCAAGGUGUAUUCUUUGCCACAAAGAAAUUAAUUAUGCGAACAAGGGCAGCCAUGCUUUGCUAGCACACUGCAAAACAGAACUUCACAAGAAGAAAGUCUACAAUAUAACGACAACGCACAGUGUGGCCCCUAGCUUUCUACCUGAGUCUGAAGCAUCCACCUCAGCUUUACAGCAAGGUCCUGAGAACAUCAGACAGCGAAGUCAGGCAAAACUUCCAACACCCACUGUGAACCGCAUAGCAAAUGCAGAGGCCAUGGUUCUUGGAGUGAUAGCAGAGCAUUCUCUCCCUUUUGCUAUUGCUCCAGUAAUUGUUGAGUUGGCCCAGAGUCUUGCUUUGGACAAAGUGGCUUUGCAGGGAAUUAAGCUAUCUCGAACAGCGGCAGCAUACAAAAUGGUUCAUGGCCUAGGGCGAACCUUCUCUGAGCGGACCUUCUCCAACCUGAGAAGAUUUCCCUUUUCCCUAAACUUGGACGAGAGUACAUCGAACAACAACAAAAAGAUCCUCUCCAUGCUCGUCAGCUACUAUCAUGAUGACUUCAGGAAGGUGAUGGUGGAGCAUUUGGGGUCCCUGGAGGUCAUAAAAGUGAACGCCGCUGCCUUGGAGAGGGUGCUCCGCGAGUUCUUCGAGCAAAACAAAAUACCAUGGAAACAUCUUGUAAGCAUGCUUAUGGACUCAUGUUCGGUCAUGAGGGGCAGCAAGACCGGCCUUGAAAAAAGGAUCCUACAGCACUGUCCAACCCUGCUUGAUAUUGAUGGAGACUCGUGUCACCACAUUCACAACGCAGCGAAGAAGUUUACAGAGCCCUUUGAAUACCAUCUUGAGCAGCUGUUCAAUGAUCUGCAGACAGACCAUCGGUGGUGUCCUGAUCAGGUAAAAAGAAAUGGAAAGAUUUUAGUUCAUUCAUUCAUCAGAUAACUGAUAUCUUUUUUUACAAAUCUAUUUCAUAAUCUCUCUUUAUCAGGUGAUGUACCUCAAGGAGGUAUCUCAAAUUCUGAACAUCCCUGCCUCCAACCCUCAGAGGGGCUUUGUAUCCCAUCGUUGGCUCUCUGCAUAUGAUGCUAGCAUGGCAACCUACGCAAUGCUGCCAGCAUACAAGGUUCUCUAUUUUGGAUUUCUGUCUGCAGAAGACAAGGACCUUUACAAAGAGCC
This is a messenger RNA of Gadus chalcogrammus (walleye pollock), 2192 nucleotides long. RefSeq lists its product as uncharacterized. The record is from RefSeq and is a predicted model, not a curated record. The transcript has 3 exons. Lineage: Eukaryota; Metazoa; Chordata; Actinopteri; Gadiformes; Gadidae. The coding region runs from base 870 to 1958 and encodes 362 amino acids.